AAAAAAUUGGUCCAAUACUUUAGCAAGGGCAAAAGGCAUCGCCUGGAAAAUCAGCGUUGGGAGUGCCCAGGUUCAACCAAAAUCGUAAUUCACGAUUCACUCGUUCACGCUCUUCAACGGUAAAAUUUAGUUGCUUUCCGGUUUUUCAUCCCAAAUUCUAGUCUUCAGAGUUCGAGUCUGCGGAAAAAGGAAUUCGAGUUCCUCUAAGUUCUGAGUUUUGAUUUGUGAUGUUACUGAUGUGGAAAGAGGAGGAUUACCAGGACCACUGAACCAGAGGUAGUUGAUAAUGAAAGAAAAGAACACCAUCUCCCCACUUAAACGUAUUUUGGCAAAUUGUGGAGUUCAGGCAAAAGAAUACGGGAGUUGUGUUGCAGAAAAGGUUCCUCAAAUUGAACGUGAUAUGUGUUUGAAAGAGUUUCUCAAAUUGAAGAAUUGCAUGCAGAGUGUGCUCAAGGGAAAGCCAUAAAUUUACAAAACUUGCCAUCACAGAUACAUCAAACCCCAUAUAUAAUACCACUCAAUAUAUUCAUAAAAGUCAAAUAAAUUUACAGAAUUUAAAUGUCUAGAAAUACAUCAAGUUCUGGUGGAUCUGGUGCUCUUUCACAUGCAUACAUCCAUUAUCCACCCUUAAAAUGCAAAAACAAUGGAUCAAUAGGUUUAUUUUAUGAUGAUGGAAAUAAACUAUUAAUCUCUCCCACAUCUAACCAGGUUGUUUCUUGGAAAACUUCCCCUUAUACCCCUCAAGUUGCAUCAACAACUGAUACAAUAAGUGAAGGGCCAGUGCUUUCUAUCCGAUAUUCCUUAGAUUUAAAGCUUAUAGCUGUUCAAAGAUCAAAUAAUGAGGUUCAGUUUUGGGUCAAAGAAACUGGAGAGACUUUUAGUCAAAAGUCAAAGUCCGAGUCCGAUACUAUUUUGGGAUUCUUUUGGACAGAUUGUGCAGUUUGUGACAUUGUAUUUGUCAAAACCAGUGGACUGGAUCUUUAUAGUUAUGUCCCAGAGUUGAAAUCACUUGAAUUGAUUGACUCAAAGAAAGUGAAUGUGAGUUGGUAUAUUUACACACAUGAAAGCAGAUUAGUUCUUCUUGCUUCAGGAAUGCAAUGCAAAAGCUUUAUGGGGUAUCAGCUUUCAUCUGCAGGCAUAAUUCGAUUACCAAGGUUUGAAAUGGCAAUGGCAAAGUCAGAUGUAAACAAUAAGCCUGUUCUUUCUGCUGAAGAUGUUCAUAUUGUCACUGUUUAUGGAAGGAUAUACUGUUUGCAAGUUGAUAGAGUUGCAAUGCUACUCCAUUCCUAUAGAUUUUAUCGUGAUGCUGUUAUCCAACAGGGUUCUCUACCUGUUUAUUCCUCAAAGAUAGCUGUGAGUGUGGUGGACAAUGUUCUUCUGAUUCAUCAAGUGGAUGCAAAAGUCAUUAUAUUAUAUGAUAUCUUUGCUGACUCACGUACACCUGUCUCUGCCCCACUUCCUCUUUUAAUCAGGGGAUUGCCACGUGGCAACAUUUCAUCCUCCCAAUCAGCAAAUGACACGUCAGCAAAUUUGUACUCUGAUGACUGGAAUUUUCUUGUCCCUGAUCUUGUAUGUGAUGUUUCCACUGGAUUCUUGUGGAAGAUUCAUUUGGAUUUGGAGGCAAUUUCCGCAAGUAGCUCAGAAGUGCCAUUGGUUUUGGAGUUUUUGCAGAGAAGGAAAUUGGAAGCAAAGAAGGCUAAAGAUUUAUGUUUGGAGUUACUCCGGUCAAUCAUGAUUGAAAGAAGACCCCUGCCCGUAAUUUUCCGGGCAGUUAACGUACUGGUGACCUCUUUUGCAUAUUCACUGAAAACCGGAAGUUACUCAAAGUCAACACCAGUCAACUCCUCCUCCGGUGUACCGGAAAACAAUUCCGGCAACAAACCGGGAGAAACAUCCGGUGGUGGCUUCUCAACUUCAGACUCUGAAGAUAAUAUUAAUUUAAAAAAAGAAAAUGGAGAAAAUUUAAUGGUUUCAGAAGAUCAACAAGAGUCACAAUCACAAGUAGUUACUUCAGCAACUAUUCCACCUGAUGAGCUUUACACCUUUGUAUUUGCUUCAGUUGAAGAAGAGAUGAGUGCAUUUACAGAUGCUUCUUAUUUGUUUUCCAUUCUUCUCGAGUUUAUCAGGAGUGCCAAUUUGGAGAAAAUAAAAGUGCAUCCGAAUAUAUACGUGUUGGCAGUGAGGUUGCUUGGAAGGAAUGAGAGAUAUGCUGAGCUUGGACAGUUUGUUUUGAAUAAGAUUAUCGAGCCAUCAAAAGAGGUAGCGCUUGAGCUUCUAGAAGGCGUGGGAAGUCAUAAUAACAUCCAAACAAGAAAGUUAGGUGUCGAUAUGUUGAGACAGCUGUCACUUCAUCAUGACUACGUGGUGUUACUUGUACAAGAUGGAUGUUAUCUUGAAGCUUUACGUUACGCACGAAAACACAAGGUUAGUACUGUUCGACCAUCAUUGUUUCUAGAAGCAGCGUAUGCAUCAAACGAGCCACAACACCUGGCGGCAGUUUUAAGGUUCUUUGGUGAGUUCAUACCUGGAUUUGGGACAACUUCAGAACACACCACUUAUAUUCGUGCUCUUGCUGAUAUGCCUUCAUCGAUUACUGUGUGAGAUCUUGUUUUUUGACAAAGGAUUUGGAAUCUGUUAUGUGUUUGGUUUGGUUGGUUGGUAGGAUUUUGGAUGAAUUUCAGAAAACUGUGUAAUAAUAUUUCACCACUAUGAUCCACAGUACACAAAACAAGAGAUUCACAUUUUCAA
Molecule: messenger RNA, 2748 nt
Organism: Lactuca sativa (garden lettuce)
Lineage: Eukaryota; Viridiplantae; Streptophyta; Magnoliopsida; Asterales; Asteraceae
Product: C18orf8
Biological process (GO): regulation of autophagy
Cellular component (GO): lysosomal membrane; Mon1-Ccz1 complex; late endosome membrane
Molecular function (GO): protein binding
Source: RefSeq, a predicted model, not a curated record